Molecule: messenger RNA, 1273 nt
Organism: Aureobasidium pullulans EXF-150
Lineage: Eukaryota; Fungi; Ascomycota; Dothideomycetes; Dothideales; Saccotheciaceae
Product: protein serine/threonine phosphatase 2C
Exons: 2
Coding region: 1-1128 (375 amino acids)
Source: RefSeq, a predicted model, not a curated record
AUGUCUCUCCGCCGCACUCUCCUCCGUCCGCGACUGCCUGCCAUAGGCCGGCCCUUUUCAGCACCCUCGCCAAUCAGGAGUCAAUCAACUCAUGCCCCCUUCACAUAUCGACUCGGCGCAUCAUCCAGCGGCAAAUCCAGCGGCGUAUCCCCUCCGAAUGAUAUCAACACUUUCCCUCAGUCGCUGCUGGACCGCGACGACCCCUACUUCAGCUCGAAUGAUCGAUAUUCUGGUGAAGAUGCCUUUUUCAUGGCCAAGAUUGCUCGCAGCGAUAGAUACGUUGUAUUUGGUCUCGCCGAUGGUGUAGGAGGUUGGAGAGACUCGGGUAUUGACCCUGGGAGAUACUCGCACGGUUUGUGCAAAUACAUGGCGACCAAGACACACCGUCCAGAGACAGAAGGAGAUUUGAAGCCUCGCAACCUGCUGCAAUUCGGCUAUGAGAAGGUCAUGAGUGAUCGAAGCAUCCAAGCUGGAGGCUGCACUGCCUGCAUUGGCGCUAUUGAACCCUCGGGCGCUCUCGAGGUCGCCAAUCUCGGAGAUUCUGGCUUCCUCAUCCUCGCGCCUGGCAAGGUCUCAUUCAUGUCGCCUGCACAGACACACGCCUUCAACACGCCGUACCAGCUCAGCAAGCUUACAGAACGCAUGAAGGCCCAGAACCGCAUCUUUGGCAACAGCGCUCAGAUCUCCGAGACUCCUGCUCAGUCAGACGUCACAAACCACAAGCUACACCACGGCGAACUCGUCAUCUUCGCGACUGAUGGCGUACUGGACAACUUGUCAGCCAUGGACAUACUCAAAAUCGUCCAACCCAUCAUGGAGAAGCGCGGCUACUGGUCUGCCGCAUCAUCCGCAAACCAAGGCGUCGAAUCAAAAGAAGCCAUCGUCAAGGCCGACAAGCUACGAGACCCCAAAGAACAGAAAAAUAUUGCAAACCUUCCAUCAGAACUGGCCUACGCCAUCAUGCGUAAUGCCAAAAUCGCCGGCCUCGACACCCGCAGAGAUGGUCCUUUCGCAAAGGAGGUCCACAAAUAUUUCCCCAAUGAAGAGUACCACGGCGGCAAACCUGACGAUAUCGCUGUCAUCGUUGCUCUUGCCAUUCAAGAUGGUAAUCCCAAGGCAAAGCUUUGAGCUUGCCGCAUACAUAAACAACAUUUGCAUUGGUUUUGGAGUUUGAGACGGUUUCUCGAUUGCAUUGGAGAUGGCUUUUGAUUUUGGUCUUGAUUUUUAGAUUCGCGUAGAUAUGCGAUCAUCUCGCUUUUGAAUAGGAAAGGAC